CAGACCUUCGGAUCCCAUUCAGCAGUUUGGUGUUACUUCCAGCCAUCAGUCAUGGCCAAGUGGUGUGUGCAGAUAGUUGGCUUUGUGUGCAGCUGCCUGGGCUGGGUGGCCAUGGUUGUAGCUAGUGCCACCAAUGACUGGGUGGUGCUGUGCAAGUACAGCAUGAACACCUGCAUGAAGAUGGACGAUCUGGGGACUAAAGGACCUUGGGCUGAAUGUCUCAUCUCCACCAAACUUUACCACUGCAACACCUACACACAACUCCUGGACCUGCCCGCGUACAUCCAGGCCACUCGAGCGCUGAUGGUUGCAGGUUCCAUUCUGGGUCUGCCGGCUGUGGUCACCAUCCUCAUGUCCCUGCCUUGCAUCGUCAUCGCUAACGAGUCUCAAAGAUCCAAGAACAAACGAGCCGUCGUGGGCGGAGUCCUCGUACUUAUCGUUGCGCUCUGCGGGCUGGUGUCCACCAUUCUGUUCCCCAUGGGCGUGUCCUGGCACGACAACCUGAUGGCGUUCGGCUUCUCGCUGUACGCCGGCUGGGCGGGCGUGGUCUUGUCGCUGCUGGGCGGCUGCAUGCUCGCCUGCUGCUCGUCAAGCUCCGCCUCCUCCCGCCCGUACCAGGACAACAGCCACUACUAUUACUCCAAGUCGGGCAAGGCGGUGCCCCCCCCUGACCCCGCCUCCUCCGCCAACCACGCCAAGAGCGCCCACGUCUGACCAUGUCGUACGUACGCGCAAACUGUCAAGCGCCCUCCAAACUGACUUUUGAUUUUUUUUGGUGGGGGCGUGGCCUGUGGACUUUUUUGCUCAUCGACUCCCGCAUUUUUAUUGGACGAAUAAUCUUUGUUGUUUGAACUGGAAAUGGCGUGAAUGCUAGAAUAUCAACCAUUUAAGGGCUGUAAUUAUUCACUUUAUAGUCACCCCAAAUCCAAGCAGUCAACACGCCCCCUGGUGGCGGUGAGUUGCUAUUGAAUAUUGAAUACUAGAACAUGCAACUUUUACAGGAAUUGCGUGUGAAUGCUGUAUAUGCACUUAUGCUAACGUUAGCAUGCCGACAGUUAGAAUGGACAAGUACCAAGUUAUUUAACUCUCGGCGUACGCGUGCAAAAUGUGUCCCAAAAAAAAAAAAAGGAAAAAGCUAGCAUGCUAAUGUUAGCAUGCUAAUGUUAGCAUGCUGACAGCAUGUGUCAAAUAUCACGGUACAUGACUGAGGUGUAAGACGGCAAAAUUCGUCCCAAAAAAAAAAAAAAAAGCUAGCAUUCUAACGUUAGCAUGCUAAUUUUAGCAUGCUAAUAGCAUGUGUCAAAUAUCAAGUUACAGAGGUGUAUGGCGGCAAAAUCGGCAAAAAAAAUUUGCAUAAGUUAUUCCACCCAGAGGUGUCUGGCGGCAAAAUUGGCUAAAAAGUUAGCGUGCAAAGGCGUUAGCAUGCUAACUGUUAGCAGAUGUCACGUACCGAGUUAUUCGACUCAGAGGUGUCUGGCAGCAAAAUUGGCUAAAAGUUAGCUUGUAAAGGCGUUAGCAUGCUAACUGUUAGCAUAUGUCACUUACAAAGUAAUAUGACAUUCAAUGUAGCGUUUGAGUGCUAAUAAGCCCCCUAGUGGCAGGAAGCAGAAUAAAUAGCAAAUAGGCACAAUCUGAUUGGACACUUGGUAGAAGCUAACAUCUGACGUCCUUUGUUUUGUUUUUUACAUCUAAUAUCAUGUUUUUUACAUCCAUAAUCAUGUUUUUUAUAUCUAAUAUGAUGCGCCAAACAAAUAUUGCUUUUGAAGCAUGAUAAUAGCAUUAGCGGAUGCUAGCAAUGGCGUAGCAUCGUUUCCUGGAAAAGUCUCAUCUUUAGCUACCACCAACAUAUCUGCACAACGUAAACACGACGAUGGCUUUCAGCACAUCAAAACAUUAUGUUGCUUCUUUCCCCGUCAAUAAUUUGACCUUUUUCAUGUUGCCAUAAAAGUGUUAAUAAUUCAUGCGUGUUAGAGGAAGUCAAUUAGCAAGCCUUCUUUUUAACAACUUCUAAUUACCACCAAAACAUUGCGCAAUAACAUGAAUAUGACAAUUAGUUUUGGUGCGUAAUGAUAACACUAUUAGUCUAAAUGAGGUUUGAUUUUGAUGAAAUAAUACAUUAUAAUUUUUAAUGAUAAUAAUCCAUCCAUCCAUCUUUUUCCGCUUAUCCGAGGUCGGGUCGCGGGGGCAGCAGCCUAAGCAGGGAAGCCCAGACUUAAAUAAAUAAAUGAUAAAUGGGUUAUACUUGUAUAGCGCUUUUCUACCUUCAAGGUACUCAAAGCGCUUUGACACUAUUUCCACAUUCACCCAUUCACACACACAUUCACACACUGAUGGAGGGAGCUGCCAUGCAAGGCGCUACCAGCAGCCAUCAGGAGCAAGGGUGAAGUGUCUUGCCCAAGGACACAACGGACGUGACUAGGAUGGUAGAAGGUGGGGAUUGAACCCCAGUAACCAGCAACCCUCGGAUUGCUGGCACGGCCACUCUACCAACUUCGCCACGCCGUCCCGACUUCCCUCUUCCCAGCCACUUCAAUUCCAUAAUAAUUAAUAAAUUAAUAACUUAAUAAAUUAAUAAAUUAAUAAUUAAAUUUUAAUCAGUUAAUAAUAAUAAUUAAUAAUGAACAAUACUACUUAAGUGUUGGAGCAAAUUUUAAAAAUCACAAAACAAUGUGUUUUGGUGGGGUUUUUUAACACUAUUAGUGUCAAUAACCAUUCAGGUCUGAUAAAUUCAAGGAUUGGAAUAGUGAUUGGGUAGUGAUUAAUGCGAAGGGCUACCAGUUUGAUACACACUUCAAUAAAUGGCCAGAAAUAGCCAAUUUGCUCAAUUUACCUUUAACUCUAUGUUAUUAAUAAUUAAUGAUAUUUACACUUAAUUGAACGGUUUAAAAGAGGAGAAAACACGAAAAAAAUGACAAUUAAAUUUUGAAACAUAGUUUAUGAGACUUUUGUGAUUUAGGGCUAUAUAAAUAAACAUUGAUUGAUUGAAUUUCGACUCUUUAAAAUUCAAAAUUCAACCGAAAAAAAGAAGGGAAAAACUAUCUAAUUUGAAUCUUUUUGAAAAAAUUAAAAUAAUUUAUGGAACAUCAUUAGUAAUUUUUCCUGAUUAAGCUUAAUUUUAGAAUUUUGAUGACAUGUUUUAAAUAGGUUAAAAUCCAAUCUACACUUUGUUAGAAUAUAUAACAAAUUGGACCAAGCUAUAUUUCUAACAAAGACAAAUCAUUAUUUCUUCUUGAUUUUCCAGAAACAUUUUUUUAAAAGAAAUUCAAAAGACUUUGAAAUAAGAUUUCAAUUUGAUUCUACAGAUUUUCUAGAUUUGCCAGAAUAAUUUUUUUGAAUUUUAAUCAUAAUAAGUUUGAAGAAAUAUUUCACAAAUAUUCUUCGUCGGAAAAACAGAAGCUAAAAUGAAGAAUUAAAUUAAAAUUAAUUUAUUAUUCUUUACAAUAAAAAAAAUACAUUUACUUGAACAUUGAUUUACAUUGUCAGGAAAGAAGAGGAAGGAAUUUAAAAAGUUAAAAAGGUAUAUGAUUAAAAAUCCUAAAAUCAUUUUUAAGGUUGUAUUUUGUCUCUAAAAUUGUCUUUCUGGAAGUUAUAAGAAGCAAAGUAAAAAAAAUUAUGAAUUUAUUUAAACAAGUGAAGACCAAGUCUUUAAAAUAUUUUCUUGGAUUUUCAAAUUCUAUUUGACUUUUGUCUCUCUUAGAAUUAAAAAUGUCGGGCAAAGCGAGACCAGCUUGCUAGUAAAUAAAUAACAUUUAAAAAAUAGAGGCAGCUCACUGGUAAGUGCUGCUAUUUGAGCUAUUUUUUAGAACAGGCCAGCGGGCUACUCAUCUGGUCCUUACGGGCUACCUGGUGCCCGCGGGCACCGCGUUGGUGACCCCUGGCGUAGCAUGUACGCUAGCCGUCCCGGACAAGCUGCGUGAUUUUGUUGAUUCCCCAAAAUGUCUUCGCUCUCUAAACAUUUUGAAAAAGCUGCAGAUUUUUCUUCUCGAAUGUAUUUUUUUUUUUUUUAUAUAAAAAUGCUUGCACUGUAUUUUUCGGAGUAUAAGUCGCUCCGGAGUAUAAGUCACACCGGCCGAAAAUGCAUAAUAAAGAAGGAAAAAAACAUAUAUAAGUCGCAUUGGAGUAUAAGUCGCAUUUUUUGGGGAAAUGUAUUUGAUAAAAGCCAACAGCAAGAAUAGACAUUUGAAAGGCAAUUUAAAAUAAAUCAAGAAUAGUGAACAACAGGCUGAAUAAGUGUACGUUAUAUGAGGCAUAAAUAACCAACUGCUAUGUUAACGUAACAUAUUAUGGUAAGAGUCAUUCAAAUAACUAUAACAUAUAGAACAUGCUAUACGUUUACCAAACAAUCUGUCACUCCUAAUCGCUAAAUCCCAUGAAAUCUUAUACGUCUAGUCUCUUACGUGAAUAAUAUUAUUUCAUAUUUUACGCUAAUGUGUUCAUCAUUUCACACAUAAGUCGCUCCCGAGUAUAAGUCGCACCCCCGGCCAAACUAGGAAAAAAACUGCCACUUAUAGUCCGAAAAAUACGGUAAUAAUAAUAAUAAUUUAUUAAUAAUUAAUAAUUUAUAAUUUAUAAAUUAUAAUUAAAUUAUAAUUAAGUAAUAAUAAUAAUUAAUAAUAAACAAUACUACUUAAGUGUUGGAGCAACUUUUAAAAAUCACAAAACAAUGUGUUUUGGUGUUUUUUGUUAACACUAUUAGUGUCAAUAAGCAUUCAGGUCUGACGAGUGCUUAAGCGUAGCAUGUAUGCUAGCCGUCCCGGACAAGCUGCGUGAUUUUGUUGAUGCCCCAAAAAGUCUUCGCUCUCUAAGCAUUUUGAAAAAGCUGCAGAUUUUUCUUCUCAAAUGUACACUACCGUUCAAAAAUUUGGGGUCACCCAAACAAUUUUGUGUUUGAGCCUUCAUUUCUAAGAAGAAGAAUAAACUGUCGAGUUUCACAUGAAAGUUCUCUUUUUCUGGCCAUUUUGAGCGUUUAAUUGAGCCCACAAAUGUGAUGCUCCAGAAACUCAAUCUGCUCAAAGGAAGGUCGGUUUUGUAGCUUCUGUAACGAGCUAAAGUGUUUUCAGAUGUGUGAACAUGAUUGCACAAGGCUUUUCUAAUCAUCAAUUAGCCUUCUGAGCCAAUGAGCAAACACAUUGUACCAUUAGAACACUGGAGUGAUAGUUGCUGGAAAUGGGCCUCUAUACACCUAUGUAGAUAUUGCACCAAAAAGCAGCUAGAAUAGUCAUUUAGCACAUUAGCAAUGUAUAUUUCUUUCAAGUUAAGACUAGUUUCAAGUUAUCUUCAUUGAAAAGUACAGUGCUUUUCCUUCAAAAAUAAGGACAUUUACAUGUGACCCCAAACUUUUCAACGCUAGUGUAUAUUGUUGUUUUUUUUUAUAAAAAUGCUUGUAAAGGUGAUAAGAAUGGAAAGUCCCGUGUUGUUGUCUUGCCUUAUAAACUGUGGAAUGUAUGAGACCUGAUGAAGUCUGAUGAAGUCUGAAGUCUGAUGAAGUCACAUGAAGUCAGGAAAUUGUGGAAAUUCAUAUUUUGUGUCACUUUGCUCCAAAACCAAAUGAGUAUUUCCAGACUUUGUUGGCUAUUUAUUGUUAUUUGAUGUGCUUUUCUUUGGAUUUUCUACAAUAAAAUCUUUCACGAA
Messenger RNA from Entelurus aequoreus (snake pipefish), 5631 nucleotides. RefSeq names its product claudin 11a (gene cldn11a). Bases 52 to 714 code for a protein of 220 amino acids. Lineage: Eukaryota; Metazoa; Chordata; Actinopteri; Syngnathiformes; Syngnathidae. Gene Ontology annotation, cellular component: bicellular tight junction; plasma membrane. Gene Ontology annotation, biological process: cell adhesion; bicellular tight junction assembly. The transcript is spliced from 3 exons. Gene Ontology annotation, molecular function: structural molecule activity. The record is from RefSeq and is a predicted model, not a curated record.